This is a messenger RNA of Schistosoma turkestanicum, 2012 nucleotides long. The record is from the annotation of a GenBank genome assembly. Lineage: Eukaryota; Metazoa; Platyhelminthes; Trematoda; Strigeidida; Schistosomatidae.
GCUUUUUUGAUGAAGUAAUUUUGUACCUCAUUACUGACUACACAAUGCUAGCCAGAUGAAGUGUUAUUUUUGUCGCAGAAAACUUUUCAUUGCUCGUAGCUUUCUGUAUGUAAACUUGUAUUGAGUACUAUGGAUAUUAAAAGCUUUGAGGAUAAAUAAUUCCGAUUUUAGUUAUGAUAAAUAGUUACGAAGUCAGAUGGCAAACGAUGGUGGAGUUUAUCUCAUGCCCAUUUUUAUGCCAAGUAUAUAUGUAGCUUUCUCUACCGCUCUAUAAACCUGGCAUUGUGUUUAGUUGAUGGCGUCUACCUUUUCUCCUGAAAUACUCGUUUACGUAUGUAACAACAUCUUCACUUAAUGUGAAGUGGUCUACGAACUUAAAUUGAUCAUGGCUGUCAGGCUCUUAAUUUAGGUCUCUAAAUAUAAGGUAAGAUUGUAAACCCCGGUUUUGAACUCUGGUUCAAAGAAAUUUCGUGAUUAGUUGAACUUACCUGGGCAAUCAAAAAGUGCCACCGCCUAAAGAUAAGGAAGUAGAAGCGAACACGCACGAGAUACUUUUAAACCAUGAGUUCACAAUUAAUAGACACAACUUCGAAAUCAAGAAAACCUAAGAAUUCUGCAUUCUUCCAACAGAAACUUCCAGCAUGGCAACCAAUGUUUACUGCUAAAAAAUCUGGGAUAGCAUUUACAAUUUUUGGAUUUGCAUUGAUACCUAUUGGAAUUGUAUUACUAGUUACUUCAAAUAAUGUUGUAGAAUAUGUUGUAGACUAUACAGAUUGUACUGAAGCUGGUACUCAAGAAUUAUGUUCACAAAGAAUAGCCUCUGGGCAACCAUGUAUUUGCUUUAAACAAAUUUCUAUUGAAUCAUCUAUACCUGGACCUGUUUAUUUAUAUUAUGGUUUAAGUAAUUUUUAUCAAAAUCAUCGAAGAUAUGCACGAUCUAAAAAUGAUGAACAAUUGCUUGGUACAGCUUAUCUUAGCCCAAGUGCUUUAACUUCAUGUCUCCCAUAUGCAUCAAUUGAUGAUAAAUCAAUACUUCCGUGUGGUUCCAUCGCUAAUAGUAUAUUCAAUGAUACAUUUAGUGUAAUGUAUACACGAAAAGAUAAUAUAAAAGUUCCUGUCACAACGACAACCAAUGGUAUAGCUUGGCCUUCGGAUGUUGAUCGCAAAUUUGGAACUUUAAAUGCUAAUGCUCUCAAUAAUACAAUUAAACCACCUAAUUGGCCUAAAUCAAUUCAAGAAAGAUCAACAAAUCCAUUUAAAACUGAUGAAGCUUUAAUUGUAUGGAUGAGAAUUGCUGCUUUGCCAACAUUUCGUAAAUUAAGCGCUUAUGUAGUUCAUAAAGAUGAAUUCGCUGAUGGUUUACCUGCAGGAACGUAUGAAAUUACAAUUAAUUAUUUUUAUCCAGUGACUUCAUUUGGUGGCAAAAAAACAUUCAUUAUAGCUAAUGCUAGUUGGUUAGGCGGAAAAAAUCCAACACUUGGCAUUAUAUGUCUUAUUACUGGUUCUAUACAUAUAUGCCUUGGUAUUGCAUUCCUUAUUGUACAUUUUGUUUAUGGUAAACGUCCAGCAUUUCCUCCAUCUGCUUGUCUUAUUCGGUGUGCAUAUUGAAAAAAGCUCAUCAAAGUCCACCAGUGUUUUCAUGAUCCCCGACUUUUUACAACAUUGUACACAAAACAAAAAAAGGCCAACAACCAUCACGAUUAUUAUUGAUUAUUAUCAUGAUUAUGAUUAUUUUCACAAGUUGAAUUUAUGUACAAUGUGUGACUUGAUUCUUGUUUUUUUUUCUCUUCUGCACUGAUCUUGCUUGAUUUGUGUUGUCGAGUUGUGCUUGUUUUUGUUUUAAUCAAAAACAGAUUAUAACAUAUCAUCAUUAUUUGUAAUUUAUUAUUAUUGUGAUAAUUAUUAUUAUUAUUUUUCUUAACAAACCUGAGCUUCUUUUAGUUUUCUCCGAUGUUCAAUCUUCAAUUUGAUUAAAUGUAGCAAUUAUUCUAUAUAUAUAUAUAUAUAUAUAU